AUGCAAAACAAUUCGGCAUUACCAAGUAUACAUUGGUAUGAAAAAGUAUUCGGCAUGAAGCGCUUUAUCAUCAAUCAAGAGGAUGACCCAUUCCGAGGCUUUCCAGUACGUGUUGGUACGAUGGGUAUGCGAUUAUUCGCUAGUGCAUAUUGGAAGUGUGCUGAAACUGCGUGCAUCAGUGAGGAACGGGCAAAUAUUAAAUUUGUUUUUAGUGAAUCUUUGAUCGAGGAUGAUUCUAGAUCCAAAGAUCAAAUAACCAAUUUUAUUACUCACCAUAAUCAUCAAGCCGGUAUUCAACACAUUGGAUUCACAUGUACGAGUAAUAUAAAGAAUGCUGUACGUACUACGAAAGUCAAUGGUGCUCAAUUCCUUCAACCAUGUAGAGAGUAUUACUUGAAAGUAGGCACAAAAGGUGAAAAUAUCGAUGUAUUCUUAUUUUUCGAUAUAACAAAGGAAAAUAAUGGUCGAGUCAUCGAAGAAGCUAACGAAAAUGCUGAUGAACUUGCAGAAUUAGGAAUUUUAUUAGACAAUGAAGCUGAAACUGCUGAAAUAUUCCAAUGCAAGAAGCGAGUUCUUUUGCAAAUUUUCAGCAAAUCAAUUUUUGAUAACGAUACAUUCUUUUUGGAACUGAUUGAACGUCGAGGAGCAACUGGUUUCGGCGCUGGAAAUAUUCGUGCGUUGUGGAAAAUCGUUCAACAACAAACUCGCGAUAGGUCAUGA
This is a messenger RNA of Adineta ricciae, 720 nucleotides long. The record is from the annotation of a GenBank genome assembly. Lineage: Eukaryota; Metazoa; Rotifera; Eurotatoria; Adinetida; Adinetidae.